CCUUCCUGCUCUCCUUCCCUCCCCGCUCUGCACAUGGUUUGUGGGAGAUGCAAAUGCUGCAGGCGGGCGAGAGCUCCUCGAUUAUGCUGUGAGGAAAGGCACGCCUGUGUCUGAGCACCCGUCUGGCGUGGCACUGAUGAAUGGCAGCGGCCCACAUGACAGCCUAAAGGGUGAAAAGGAUGCCAGGCAGAAUGGCCACGAGGAGGCUGACCCAGGAGAAGAUGGGAACGACCAGGAGGUCAUCGUCAUACAGGAUACGGGAUUUACUGUCAAGAUCUGUGCWCCAGGGAUAGAGCCCUUUUCCCUGCAGGUUUCUCCUCAAGAGAUGGUGCAAGAAAUCCAUCAGGUUUUGAUGGAUCGGGAGGAUACCUGCCAUCGGACCUGCUUCUCCCUGCAGCUGGAUGGCAACGUCCUGGAUAACUUUGCUGAGCUGAAGACCAUUGAAGGGCUGCAGGAGGGCUCGCUGCUCAAAGUGGUGGAAGAGCCGUACACAGUGCGAGAAGCCAGGAUCCACGUGCGCCACAUUCGGGACCUGCUGAAGAGUCUGGACCCAUCAGAUGCCUUCAAUGGUGUGGACUGUAAYUCCCUGUCCUUCCUGAGUGUCUUCACUGAAGGAGACCUGGGAGACAGUGGAAAACGGAAGAAGAAAGGUACAGAAAUGGAACAAAUUGACUGCACCCCUCCUGAACAUAUCCUGCCAGGUAGCAAAGAGAGGCCCCUGUGUGCCCUUCAGCCCCAGAACAGAGACUGGAAGCCUUUGCAGUGCCUAAAGGUGUUGACAAUGAGUGGCUGGAACCCUCCCCCCGGUAACCGGAAAAUGCACGGGGAUCUGAUGUAUUUGUACGUGAUCACGGUGGAGGAUCGGCACGUCAGCAUCACCGCCUCCACCCGCGGCUUUUACUUGAACCAGUGAGUACCUGAGAUUCCCUGAGAUCCC
This is a messenger RNA of Malurus melanocephalus (red-backed fairy wren), 937 nucleotides long. Its product is annotated as clustered mitochondria protein homolog. Bases 137 to 913 code for a protein of 258 amino acids. Gene Ontology annotation, biological process: intracellular distribution of mitochondria. Gene Ontology annotation, molecular function: mRNA binding. The record is from RefSeq and is a predicted model, not a curated record. NCBI's taxonomy places the organism in Eukaryota, Metazoa, Chordata, Aves, Passeriformes, Maluridae. Gene Ontology annotation, cellular component: cytoplasm. The transcript has 6 exons.